CAGGGGCGCUGGGUGUGGGUGCCGUGUGUUCCGCGCGUGCCGCCUGGCCGUCGCGGCGGUGCUGCACGGCGUCGGAUGCGGUCUAAUCAGCAUAUUUGUCAGCGAGUUGAUCCGCAAAGUCCAGAUCCUCGGCUUCGGGCAGGCGCACGGCUCCUUUCUGGAGAUCUCGGAGGCGGCCCCUCCGUGGCGACGCAUGACCUCCGUGACCUUCGCCGGGAUUUUUGGCGCGAUCUGUUGGCUCACUCUGCGGGGCAGAGACCCUGCCUUUGUACCGGUGAAGGAUAGCAUCAAGGGCCAGAAGAUGCCAAUAGCGGUUACCUGGCUCAACGCGAUGUUGCAGGACAUCGUCGUCGCUCUGGGCGGCUCUGUGGGCCGGGAAGCCGCGCCGCGUGAAAUGUCCGCGAUGUACGCGGGGCACUUGGCCGACGCCAUGGGCAUCGAAGCGGAGCACCGGAGCAUCCUGGUCGCCUGCGGCACGGGCGCCGGUCUGGCAGGGGUAUACUCCGUGCCGAUCUCUGGCGUGGUGUACACGCUCGAGCACACGCUGCACUGGAAGGACCGGAGCCCGACGACGUUGGCCAUCGCCAUUGUGACCUCCUUCCUCGCCACGUAUGUGGGGCAGUACGUCGUGGAGGCC
This is a messenger RNA of Prorocentrum cordatum, 637 nucleotides long. The record is from the annotation of a GenBank genome assembly. NCBI's taxonomy places the organism in Eukaryota, Dinophyceae, Prorocentrales, Prorocentraceae.